Miscanthus lutarioriparius is the source of this 1323-nucleotide messenger RNA. Lineage: Eukaryota; Viridiplantae; Streptophyta; Magnoliopsida; Poales; Poaceae. The record is from the annotation of a GenBank genome assembly.
AUGGAGGUCUCGUCGUCUUCGGCGGCGGCGGAGGUCCCCCACUAUUUCCUCUGCCCGAUCUCGCUGGAGGUCAUGCGCGACCCGGUCACGCUCGCCACCGGCAUCACCUACGACCGUGCCAGCAUCGACCGCUGGCUCUUCACCGACGGCCACGCCACCUGCCCCGUCACGCGCCGCGCGCUGGCGCCCGCCGAGAUGGACGCCACGCCCAACCACACGCUGCGCCGCCUCAUCCAGGCCUGGUGCGCCGCGCACCAGGUCGAGCGCUUCCCCACGCCGCGCCCGCCGCUCGACUCGUGCCGCGUCGCCGCGCUCCUCGACGAGGGCCGACACGGCGGGGACCGCCAGGCGGCCGCCGCGCUCAGGGAGAUCAAGGCCGUCGUCGCCGAGAGCGAGCGCAACAGGCGCUGCGUCGAGGCCACGCCGGGCGCCGUCGACUUCCUCGCCUCGCUCGUCGCCAAGCACUCCUCCACGUCUAACGACUCUUCAUCCAAGCGUGCCAGCGGCCAGCAAGACGCCGCCGACGCCGACUUCGUGCUGGAUUCUCCGACCUCCACGAGCUCGCCGGCCGAGGACGCGCUCGGCGUCCUCUACUCGCUCAAGCCCUCUGAGCGGAGCCUUGCCCAGAUCAUGGAACGGGACGGAGACUUCCUCGACGCGCUGGCGUCCGUCCUGCGCCGCCCGAGCUACCGGUCGCGCGCCUACGGCAUCCUUCUCCUCAAGGCGAUGACGCCGGUCUUGACGCCGGCGCGGCUCAUGACGGUGAGCGCCGGCCUGGUGCAGGAGGUGGUGCGCGUGGUCUCGGACCGGGUGUCCUCCAAGGCUGUCCGGGCGGCGCUGCACGUGCUGUGCCGCCUCUGCCCGUGGGGCCGGAACCGCGUGAAGGCCGUCGAGGCCGGCGCCGUGGCCGCGCUGGUCGAGCUGCUCCUCGACGAGGGCGGCCGCCGCGUCUCCGAGCUAGCCGUCGUGGCCAUGGAUCACCUCUGCGGCUGCGCGGAGGGACGGUCGGAGCUGGUCGCGCACCCGGCGGGGCUGGCCGUCGUGUCCAAGAAGGUCAUGCGGGUGUCCGUAGUCGCCACCGAGAGCGCCGUGCGCGCGCUCCACGCCGUGGCCAAGCACUCGGCGACGCCCUCGGUGCUGCAGGAGAUGCUCGCCGUCGGUGUGGUGGCAAAACUGCUGAUGGUGCUGCAGGUCAAUGCCGGCGAGAGGGCCGGUCUCAGGGCAAAGGAGAUGCUAAAGACACACGCUAGGGUUUGGAAUUUGGAAGGACUCGCCAUGCCUCCAAGGCUCCAAACAUACCUGAGGGAUUCUUACCCUUGCUGA